AUGAUGACAGAUUUGGAUAAAGUAGACGAAGAAAAGCUGUUCCCAUUAACUGGACACAGGUUUAUGGUUUUGGGCAAGAGAGCUCGCCACUCGCUCCUUGCCAUGUUCUUCUCCUCCAUCUUCCACUUGAAUGAUCGCCACCUGGGCCUCACGCCCCCCACCGAGGAGGAGCUGGUCACCAACACCCUGACCCUGGAGCUCAGCUCGCAGCUCAAGCGGGCCGAGAAGAUGCACCGCGAGCGCCUGGCCGAGUGGAAGCGGGCGAAGCAGGGGGUGGACUACAGCUGGCUCAUGGCCCAGCCCAGGCACGGCUACCAGAUCUCCCCGCAGGAACAGCUCGAGCUGGAGGAACUGUGCUCCAAGAUCAAGCCCUCCCAAUGUGGGCCUUUCAUACUCAGGUUUCGGAGGCUGGUCCAAGAGUUUGAGUCUGAGGCCCCGGAGAUUCCCCGGGUAUUUCGCCUGGCCCUGUUGGACUUCAUCGAGCAGGAGGAGGAAGAGGAGGCAAGACAGAUCCUGAGGAGGCAGGCCAUGGGCGAACGGAGGAACAGCCUCUCAAUCCUCACCUGGAGGUGCAGACUGAAAAUCAACCCAUUCCAACGGGAGGAUCACAUGCAGGAGGCGGCACUGGGACUGCCUGUCACCCGCAGAGCCAAGAGCUUGCCCGAGUUCAACGUCCGGGGGGACAAUUAA
Molecule: messenger RNA, 690 nt
Organism: Carcharodon carcharias (great white shark)
Lineage: Eukaryota; Metazoa; Chordata; Chondrichthyes; Lamniformes; Lamnidae
Product: protein RD3-like
Exons: 3
Coding region: 1-690 (229 amino acids)
Source: RefSeq, a predicted model, not a curated record